Messenger RNA from Anoplophora glabripennis (Asian longhorned beetle), 1498 nucleotides. Its product is annotated as methionine aminopeptidase 1. Bases 33 to 1166 code for a protein of 377 amino acids. The transcript has 4 exons. The record is from RefSeq and is a predicted model, not a curated record. Gene Ontology annotation, biological process: proteolysis. Gene Ontology annotation, molecular function: metalloaminopeptidase activity. NCBI's taxonomy places the organism in Eukaryota, Metazoa, Arthropoda, Insecta, Coleoptera, Cerambycidae.
CAUUUUUCUUUCUAAUUUCUGUUCUAACAAAAAUGGCAACUCUAGGAAAUUGUGAAUCUCCUGGAUGUACGAAUAGUGCAAAAUUACAAUGUCCUACUUGUAUAAAAUUAGGAAUACAAGGCUCUUUUUUCUGCUCCCAAGAAUGUUUCAAAAAUAAUUGGAAAACUCACAAAAUUAUUCAUUCUUUAGCCAAAGGAGAAAGUGUUGAUGGAAAAAAAGAAACUGCAUAUAAUCCAUGGCCCUACUACAAUUUUACAGGGAAACUUCGUCCUUUUCCUCAAUCUGAGAAACGGACAGUGCCUUUGAGUAUUGGCAGACCAGAUUAUGCUGAUCACCCACAAGGAUUUUCUGUAAGCGAACAAGCUGUUAAAGGAUCUGGACAUAUUAAAGUUCUAGAUGAUGAAGAAAUUGAAGGUAUGAAAGUAGCUUGCAAGCUAGGACGUGAAGUCUUGGAUGAAGCCGCUAGAGUUUGCGAUGUUGGUGUCACUACUGAUGAAAUAGACCGUAUUGUCCAUGAAGCUUGUAUAGAAAGAGAUUGUUAUCCGUCUCCCUUGAAUUACUACCAGUUUCCUGCUUCUUGUUGUACAUCAGUUAAUGAAGUAAUUUGUCAUGGAAUACCAGACACAAGGCCUUUAAAGGAUGGAGAUUUAUGCAAUGUAGAUAUUACUGUUUAUCAUAAGGAGUUUCAUGGAGAUUUGAAUGAAACUUUUUUUGUUGGAAAUGUCAGUGAAAAACAUAAAAAUCUGGUAAAAGUGACUCAUGAGUGUUUAAUGAAAGCUAUUGAAAUUGUUAAGCCAGGAGAAAAGUACAGAGAAAUUGGAAAUGUUAUCCAAAAGCAUGCACAGGCACAUGGUUAUUCUGUUGUAAGAAGUUACUGUGGACAUGGUAUACACAGACUCUUCCACACUGCUCCUAAUGUACCACAUUAUGCUAAAAAUCGUGCUAUAGGGGUAAUGAAACCCGGCCAUUGCUUUACAAUAGAACCCAUGAUUUCUGAAGGUACUUGGAGAGAUGAAAUUUGGCCUGAUAAAUGGACUGCCGUAACAGCGGAUGGUCAAUGGUCAGCUCAAUUUGAACACACUCUGCUGGUUAAUGAGACAGGUUGUGAAAUCUUAACUCGUAGAAGAGAAAAAAACGGUCAACCCCAUUUCUUGGAUAAAAUGUAACAAAAUAUAUUUUUUAUAUCAAGAUCCUGUAAAGUUUUGUCGUACUUUUUUUAUUUUUGGUACUGUUGUCAUAUUAGAUAUGAAAAGUAUAUACCUCUUUCUGUUCUUUCAAAUUUGUUGUGCAAAGUUUGUUACUGAUUUAUUUGUUAUUAUAUAGACCAGUUCAAUUAUAAAUGUUAGGAACUGAGUACUUCUGAUAUAAUAUUUAAUGUGGAAAAUUAUUGCAAGUUUAUAAUUGUUGCAUAUUGGGUUUUUCUGCUGUAAUGACUAAUGUGAAAACAUCAUUAUAAAAUUAUUUCGUUUUGCGCAAUAAAAUCUUUAAAUGAAUUUUU